Zerene cesonia (dogface butterfly) is the source of this 1453-nucleotide messenger RNA. Its product is annotated as macrophage mannose receptor 1-like. The coding region runs from base 18 to 968 and encodes 316 amino acids. Lineage: Eukaryota; Metazoa; Arthropoda; Insecta; Lepidoptera; Pieridae. The transcript has 7 exons. The record is from RefSeq and is a predicted model, not a curated record.
ACUUAGUAUUCGCCGCAAUGAAGUCAUACUUAGUGCUUACGAUAUUGUUCGGUGUUAUCGACUUGCUGUACGGAAACCGCUUUAGAUGUGAUUACAAGUAUUUUCAAAAUGCACAAAGUUACUUGAAGUUGCACAGAAUACCGGCCAAUUGGAAAGAAGCCAGACUAAGAUGUCACCUUGAAGGUGCUAAAAUAGCCUCUCCUCUGGAUCAGAAUCUGAAAGCGGCGAUGGUAUCCAUGAUGGACGUUACCCCGAAGCUGAAGUGUAACGGAGUGUUCACUGGGAUACACGCCACGUUCUCUAGAGGAGAUUUCUUCUCAGCCGAAGGAAUUCCUCUCUCCAGGAUCCCUCAUACUUGGGCAGACGGCGAGCCCGAUAACUACGAGGAUAACGAGAGCUGCAUACUGAUGACCAGCGCUGGUGAAUUUGCUGACGUCAAUUGUUCAGACACGUACGCUUACAUGUGUUAUAAGAAAAUGUCCCAGAGUAUGAUAUUGAGCGGCUGUGGGACAACUGAUCCAGAAUACAAUAUCGAUAUGAGGACUGGCAGUUGCUACAAGUUCCACACAGUCCCUCGCACCUGGUCUAGAGCAUAUAUGACGUGUGCAGCUGAGGGUGGAUAUCUUGCCAUAAUUAACAGCGAAAUAGAAGCACAGGUCAUCAAAGAACUGUUCGCCAAAUAUCCAGGCGGCAAGAUGCGUGGAAACUUCUGGAAGGAUAUUGCAUUCCUAGGAUUCCAUGAUUGGGGUGAACACGGGGAAUGGCUGACUAUAAACGGCGACACCCUAACCCAGGCUGGCUACGAUAAAUUCUCUGGCGGUGAACCGAACAACGCAACGACUGGAGAAUACUGUGGCGCCACCUACCGAAGCGGCCUCUUUAACGAUCUGUGGUGCGAAAACAGAUACGCGUUCAUCUGCGAGAAAGAUCCUGGCAGUUUGGCUUGCGAUGACAAUAAUUAUAGAUAAAUAAUGAUGUGUAGGAAGAAAAUCAUUCCAAAUAAAAAAAAAAACAACAGUAAAAACAAGGAAUCUGAGAGCGUGAACAUUUUCAAAAACUACGUACUCAUUUUUAGCUUCAUAACACUCAAAUGGUUUUUAUAUGAGAUUUUUGUAAGAAUAGAUCAAAUAUAUCACGACGCGGUUUCCGAAUCCACGUCUUUCUUUGUGAAAUGGUAGCGUCUGACGUUUCGACCACCCAUACAUACACAGUGGCACAAAAUCCGCAAUAUUGUUUAUCAUUCUGUCGUUAUUUAUUAUAUAGUCUGUUAUUUAUUGAUGUUUUAUUAAAUAUUCUCUCAGCCAGUCUUAAGAUUUAUACAAUAUCCUAAUCUCAGUGCGCGUCAAUGAUAAACAUUCUCACGCAUUCAGGUAAAAACCAAUAAUGUUUAUUAAAAAUAUCGAUGUAUAUAAUGGCGUGCGUAUAACUAAACUUAAUAAACGCCUCAAUAAAU